This is a messenger RNA of Gadus chalcogrammus (walleye pollock), 2760 nucleotides long. RefSeq names its product semaphorin-3F-like. Gene Ontology annotation, molecular function: chemorepellent activity; semaphorin receptor binding. Gene Ontology annotation, biological process: negative chemotaxis; negative regulation of axon extension involved in axon guidance; axon guidance. The record is from RefSeq and is a predicted model, not a curated record. Lineage: Eukaryota; Metazoa; Chordata; Actinopteri; Gadiformes; Gadidae.
GCAGUGUGUCCACCUGCAGAGCGCCUUGCGCGGCACUACAUUACCACGCUGCCGCGCGCAACUCUGCUUCUCCCGGCAGCACAUCCACCGUUCACAGGACCACUCAGACGCUGCGUCUUAACCGGAUGACCAGGGAUUUAUCCACGCGCAUAAGAGAUAUACGUUCAAUUUAAGUUGGGUUGAUAACUUUAUUGGGUUCCAAGCUUUGUUCGGUUCUGGACAAACGGCAUCUGCUGUGGAUAGACCGCUGACGGAGGAGCUCAGAGGAUCUGCUAGAUGAUUUCUAAAUGUUGAUUUGCCCCAUCAAAAUAUUCCACAGGCUAAACACCCUCAGGGACUAAACAGCUACUGGACUGUCCAAGCGCAGUGCUUGGAGACCGAGGGAGCGUUAUGCAGGGGGACCGAGUGUGUUGGCUGCUGGUCCUGUUGGCCAUCUCCUCCGGGACCCUCCUCCCGUCUAACGAGCCCCUCUCUGCUCCCAGGGUCUUCCUCUCCUUCAAAGAGCUGAGGUCCACCGGCACCGCCCACCACUUCUCCUUCCUGCUCAACUCGUCAGACUACCGGAUCCUGCGCAUGGACGAGGACCACGACCGCAUGUACGUGGGCAGCAAGGACUACCUGCUGUCCCUGGACCUGCACGACAUCAACAAGGAGCCGCUCAUAAUCCACUGGCCUGUGGCCCCCCAGAGGAAGACAGAGUGUGUGUUGUCAGGGAAGGACACUAAUGGAGAAUGUGGAAACUUCAUCCGUCUGAUUGAGCCCUGGAACCGGACCCACCUGUAUGUGUGUGGGACGGGGGCCUACAACCCCAUCUGCACCUACGUGGACCGGGGCCGCAGGUCCCAGGGCUCCCUCCACCUUCAGAACCCCCAGUCUGGAAGCAGAACCAAUCGCGCGGCCGACUCCAGCUCCACGGCAGGCCCUGUGGAGGCACAGCAAUACAUAUUUCGUCUAGAGCCAGGCAAAGUGGAUUCUGGGAAAGGCAAAUGUCCGUACGACCCCAAACUCAACAGUGUCUCAGCAUUGAUUAAUGGAGAGCUGUACGCUGGGGUGUACAUCGACUUCAUGGGCACCGACUCGGCCAUCUUCCGCACGCUCGGGAAGCAGACUGCCAUGAGGACCGAUCAGUACAACUCCAGAUGGCUGAACGACCCCACGUUCAUCCACGCACACCUCAUCCCAGACAGCACGCAGAAGAAUGACGAUAAGCUGUACUUCUUCUUCCGGGAGAAGUCGUCAGAGAUGGGCCAGAGUCCCAUGGCCCAGGCCAGGAUAGGCCGGAUCUGCCUGAACGACGACGGGGGCCACUGCUGUCUGGUGAACAAGUGGAGCACGUUCCUGAAGGCCCGACUCAUCUGCUCGGUGCCCGGGGCGGACGGCAUCGAGACGCACUUCGACGAGCUCCGGGACGUGUACAUCCAGCCCACCCAGGACACCAGGAACCCGGUCAUCUACGCGGUGUUCUCCGUCUCAGGGUCGGUGUUUAAAGGCUCGGCCGUGUGUGUCUACUCCAUGGCCGACAUCCGCAUGGUGUUCAACGGGCCCUUCGCCCACAAGGAGGGCCCCAACUACCAGUGGGUCGCCUACACCGGGAAGAUCCCCUACCCGAGGCCCGGCACUUGUCCCGGAGGUACGUUCACCCCCAACAUGAAGUCCACCAAGGACUACCCCGACGAGGUCAUCAACUUCAUGAGGAACCACCCGACCAUGUACAACGCCGUGUACCCGGUGCACAAGCGCCCCCUGGUGGUCAGAACCAACGUGGACUAUGAGUUCACCACCAUCACCGUGGACCAGGUGGCCGCCGCCGACGGCAGCUAUGAGGUGCUGUUCCUGGGGACAGACCGGGGAACGGUCCAGAAGGUCAUCGUCCUGCCCAGGGACGACCUGCUGACAGAGGAGCUGGUGCUGGAGGAGGUGGAGGUCUUCAGGGUACCCACCCCGAUCACCAGCAUGAGGAUCUCCUCCAAACGGCAACAACUGUACGUGGGCUCCGUGCUGGGCGUGACCCACCUGGCGCUGCACCGCUGCGACGUGUACGGGGAGGUGUGUGCCGACUGCUGCCUGGCCCGGGACCCCUACUGCGCCUGGGACGGCAAGACCUGCUCCCGGUACUCGGCGUCCCAGAAGAGACGCAGCCGACGGCAGGAUGUGAAGUACGGAAACCCCAUACGCCAGUGCAGGGGCUACAACUCCAUCGGCAAUAAGAACACGCUGGAGACGGUGCAGUACGGGGUGGAGGGCAGCACCACCUUCCUGGAGUGCCAGGCCCGGUCUCCCCACGUGUCCCUCAAGUGGCACCUGCAGAGGGAGAACAGCGACCGCAGGAAGGAGAUCCGCUCGGAGGGCCGGGUGCUGAAGACGGAGCAGGGCCUGCUCAUCCGCUCGCUGCAGGGCUCCGACAGCGGCGUGUACCUGUGCACGUCCACCGAGAAGAACUUCAAGCACACGCUGGUGAAGCUGCAGCUGGUGGUGCUGUCGGGGCGCACCGUCAACAACGUGCUGGUGGAGGCGGGGGGGCCGGCGCCGCGCCGCCCGCCGCUGCAGUCCAGCGCCUGGACGCCCAGCGCCGGCCAGUACAAGGACCUGCUGACCAUCCUGAGCCAGCCCGAGAUGGGCCUCAUCAACCAGUACUGCCAGGACUACUGGCAGCUGGGAGACGGAGCCGGAGCCAAGGGCCUCAAGGAGCUGAAGGAGCAGAAGAAGCCGCGCAACCGCCGGCACCACGACGAGGGGACCACCCCGGCCCCCGGGACAUGA